Molecule: messenger RNA, 1401 nt
Organism: Lactuca sativa (garden lettuce)
Lineage: Eukaryota; Viridiplantae; Streptophyta; Magnoliopsida; Asterales; Asteraceae
Biological process (GO): chromosome segregation; mitotic cell cycle
Cellular component (GO): outer kinetochore; kinetochore; spindle microtubule
Source: RefSeq, a predicted model, not a curated record
UUUUCCGCCAGAUAAUAGGAAAUGUAACUUUGAAAAUUUUCGGACACUACCAGCUGCAUCACGACUUGCUAAAGAAUACGAGUCGAACGCCACAACAAACCUGCCAUUCUCGUGCGAUUGCUUGAUUCUGAAGCUCAGAAUUGUCGUUAUAAAGUUGGAUCUAAGUUGAAUCAAUGCAACAUCUUUACUUUAGGACAAACAGUGAAGGAGUAACCUCUUAAUAAGAAAACCAAACUACUUUUUUGAAUCAGAUUUUCUCAAGGCCAUGGAGGAUUCCAUUACACAGUUCUGUGAUGGUGUAGCUCGAUUCUGCAACCACCUUGAAUCCAGCUCAGCCGCCCUCCUCCAGUCUGUCAACCGCCGCUCCAUCCCUUUCGAUUCUGCUUCAUUAUCAUUUGUGCAAUGCCUGAACCGAAGAGUAUCAACUGCCACCAGUGACCUCAACCUCCUUGAGUCCAUGUCCUUUGACACUGUCUCAUUUGAGGAGUUGCUUGGACACUGCAAUGAGGUUUACAAAAACAAUCAAAAUCAAAUUCUUCAACUUGAGGAUCACCUUUCUGCUUUUGGAUAUGUUCCUGAAGUGGAGAUUGAUGAACCUGAAGAGGACUUCAUAGAUUCACAACCAAAUACUAGUUUGGAUUUCAAGAACACCAUGGAAGAUGAUUCUUUAUUUGAAGAUACACUGAGUUUGCAGAAUCUUGGGAUUUCAAAUGCUUCUCUUGCCACUAUUGUAUCUGAAGGUAACAAAAAGAUUGAGAUGGAUGGAUUAUAUGAGCCAGAAAUAGAUAUCCCAGAAGUAGAAAAUGAACGAAAUGAGUUGAAGCCAUUUCAAGAUUCUAAAUCUCUAAUAUGUGUACCUAAAGAUGCUUAUGAAAGUCUUCCUUCAUAUAUGAAAAGUUUAGCAUCAUGGGAGGAUUUGAUUCAUGCUGUUGAGAAGAUGAACUUAAGUCUGGAAACCAAGAAUGGAAAUUUCUUCACUCAAGAUGAAGUUUCAUUACUGGAAUUAGGGCAUAAAACAAGAUCGUAUUUGCUGUUAUUGGUGAAGAUGAAUUGCAUAGUUGUGGAGACCAUUGAUGGGUUGAUUUCUUAUAGAGUGUUGUAGGCACUCACUCUUACUAGGCAGAGGGAGAAUUAUCAAUAAUUUGUGUGUUAAAAGAGUGGCUAUAAAUAAGCAAUAUUUGUGACAUUUUGAGUGUGUGUGUGUGUGUGUGAGAGAGAGAGAGAGAGAGAGAGAGAGAGAGAGAGAGAGAGAGAGAGAGAGUGUUUUUAAGAAGGUGAAAGCCACAUUGGCUUUUUGUGAUAAAACAUCUUCAUUUUUAGGUGAUGUCAAAUCAACAUCAUAUUGUGAAUUAAGUUUUUUAUUAUCUUUUAGUAUAUGAAUGUUUUAAUUUUACAUUCUUA